Patiria miniata (bat star) is the source of this 744-nucleotide messenger RNA. RefSeq lists its product as uncharacterized. The record is from RefSeq and is a predicted model, not a curated record. The transcript is spliced from 2 exons. Bases 16 to 555 code for a protein of 179 amino acids. Lineage: Eukaryota; Metazoa; Echinodermata; Asteroidea; Valvatida; Asterinidae.
UAAUGGUCGCCGAAAAUGCAUUUGACACCAAAUUUGGCAGUCGGCGCGAAGAGACAAGUAACGUGCAAGAAAACCAAAGGAUCAAAAAUGGAGAAAACUAGCCUGAAGGCAGUGCUUUUUCUUAUUGCGGUCAGUCUGUGCUCAGCAUGCACGUAUGUCCCUUCACCACCUCAAGGUAUCGUGCAGCGCAUGUCACGAGCACAAGCCGCCUUCAAAGGUAAAGUCGAGGCGAUCCAUCCCUGGCCGACCACUUUCCGCUGGUACGCCGGAUUCUACAACGCCACCUUCGACGUAGAGUGCGUCUACAAGAACAAAGAAGGGGGUCCUCAAGUCACCAAGACUGUCACCGUGUCUAUGUUUGGUGAUAACGGGGCCAUGUGCUCCCGAGCUGACGUAGAGGUAGGUGAGGAGUACGUGGUGCUUGGUGGGGAUCGCUAUGAUACUGGGGCACUGAAGGUCUGGAACGUCAACUUUCAGAGUGGAGCCGAGGCAGUAACUCCACAUGUCAUGGAACAGGUGGAGGGCGCCUAUACCUGCGAAUCUCCCCAAGCCUAAUCGGAGCUCUAUGCUCGUCAUGGACAGGAAAAGUCGUAUGAUGUCAUUAUAGAGAGACGAAAAACGGGACCUCACUGACUUAAUCUCGCAUACAAGUUUACUAUGGAGAAACGGCUGUGCAUGCAUACCCUUUAGGCCUAUUCAUGGGCGCCGCGAGGGGGGGGGGGGGCAAGGGGGCACCUGCCCCCC